AUGCGACCGCUCCGAGGAGAGGAGGAGGGCCUCCUCGCCCGGUCUCACGAUAGCGUCGCCUCGCCACCUUUGACUCCGGCACACGAGGAUGGACCCGCGGAGCCCUUGAUCAAGACGGGCGUCGAGGGUGCGCCCGCCUGGAACCAGAUGUCGCAUCGGCAGCGCACCUUGGUCUACGUCACAUUCGGCCUGCUCGGUAUGGGUGUCCUUCUCCCCUUCAACUCGCUCAUCACGCCAGCAGAGUACUUUCGCUCUUCGUUCGCAAAGACGCCCUACGCAAACACGUUCAGCAGCUGGAUCACCGUGUCGUACAAUGUGAUCAGCAUCCUCGUCGGCAUCCACGCCACGGCCACCGGCGGCUUUGAGCGCUCUAGCCCACGUCGCAGGAUCGCCCUUUCCUCCGCCGUCAUCAUCCUCUGCGUCUUUUGCUUUGCGCUUUCCACGCGCUUUGGUGACCUCAAAUGGCGCCCCCAGCCUCCCACUGCCGAUGCCGCAGGGCCAGACAACACCUACUUUUACUUUACUCUGCUGCUCGGCGGUCUCUUGUCGAGCGCCUGCGCCUAUCUACAGAACAGCGUAGUCUCGCUCAGUACGGCAUUUGGUGGAGGCGGCACCUUCAUGGGUUCCAUGCUUGCUGGUCAGGGCGUAGUCGGCGUCGGCAUCAGCAUCUUCGGCCUCGCCUCGGCAUGGUCGCAGCAGACCAAUCCCGAGCAAGGCACUCCUGCGUUCGACCAGACGGCGCGCGACACGGCUCGCAGCAUCGCACGAGCGGCGACCAUCUUUUUCGGCAUGAACACGCUGCUCAUGAUCGGCGUGCUUGGCGCCUUCCUCUGGCUCGCCCAGACGCCGUUGUAUGCGCAGGUGAUGGCCAAGCAGGUGGCGACCAUCGACAAGAUCGAGGACGAGCGCGACGGAGACUCGCGACACGACGACGACGACGAGCGUCUGGGUGGGUCGCAGCAUCUCAUGACGCAGAGCUGGCAUUCGGUGCGCUCCAUCUCCCACCCUGCCUACAGCUCGUGGCUGAAGAAGGUGCCCGGAUUUUACCAACUUGCGCCGUCCACGCGCGAGUCGUUGCUGCGCAUCUCGCUUGUCCAGUCCAAGGUCAAGUGGGACUGUGCUGCAGUCGCAUUUGUGUUCGUUGUGACGCUCAGCCUCUUUCCAGCGCUCACCUCGUCGGUGCAGAGCGUCUACACGGGUUCAUCGGGACCUGUUACGAGCUCGGUGGAUCUCACGUCGCCACAGCUGUUCGUGCCGUUCCACUUCCUGCUGUUCAACAUCUCGGAUCUGCUCGGCAGGACGCUUCCGAGCGUAGUGCCCGGCGCACUUAUCCGCAAGGCACGCGCGCUGUUCUCGCUGUCGCUGCUUCGCUCGCUGUUCAUCCCUCUUUUCAUGGCGUGCAACGUUGUAUCAACCAGCCAGAGGACAGGGCCGAUCAGCCGCGUGAAACAAGACGCGCAGCUCGGCUGGCUAUCAGCGCUGCUCCAGUCAAGCGACGCUCCCUUCUUCGGGCUCAUGCUCCUUCUUGGCUUCUCCAACGGCCUCGUGAGCACCUGCAUCAUGAUCUCGGGCCCAUCCCGCAGCAAGCUCGUCAACUCCAAGGGAGCAAGCGAAGGCCCGCUCGCCGCUACGCUGCUGUCCUUCUGGCUUUGCGUUGGAUUGGCAAUCGGCAGCGGCUUGAGCUUCCUCACGGUAAAGUCUUAA
Moesziomyces antarcticus is the source of this 1704-nucleotide messenger RNA. Its product is annotated as nucleoside transporter. Bases 1 to 1704 code for a protein of 567 amino acids. The transcript has a single exon. Lineage: Eukaryota; Fungi; Basidiomycota; Ustilaginomycetes; Ustilaginales; Ustilaginaceae. The record is from RefSeq and is a predicted model, not a curated record. Gene Ontology annotation, cellular component: fungal-type vacuole membrane; plasma membrane. Gene Ontology annotation, molecular function: nucleobase transmembrane transporter activity; nicotinamide riboside transmembrane transporter activity. Gene Ontology annotation, biological process: nucleoside transmembrane transport.